AUGUCGAAUGAGAUACAGAAAGUGGGUCCUUCUGUGAAGACAAGUGCACCUGCUGUUGUGUUGCCUUCAUCCCAUAAUUAUGCAGAAAAGCCUGAAAAAUUUAAUGGGAUAGAUUUUAAGAGAUGGCAACAAAAGAUGUUGUUCUACAUCACCACAUUGAAUUUGGCUCAUAUCUUGAAAGCAGAUCCUCCUGCACCUGGUGAUACAAUAGAAACAGUGGCUGCUUCUGAUGCAUGGAACCAGUCGGAUUUCCUUUGCAGGAACUACAUCCUAAAUGGUUUAAGUGAUGCACUAUACAAUGUGUAUAGUCCAAUUCAGACUGCCCAAAGCUUUAUGGGAGUCACUAGACAAGAAAUAUCGGAACGCCCCCACCGCCUGCCCCCCUCCCGCCGCUGCCGGGCCUGCAGCCCCUUUCUUGUCGGCGGGUUUCUUGCUCCAAGCUGGUGCCUCCCGCCGUCUCCGGCCCGUCACGCCCUCCCCUCCUUCUACAGGAGAUACCUGCAGCCACGGGCCGCUUGCUCGUGCGGUUUCCCGGUGGCUGCGUCCCUUGCCCCUUACCACCCCUUUGGGGGCCGGAUUCCCCCCUCCCUUCGCCUCCGCGCCGGCGUGGGACUUGCGGCUUUGUCGUACGGCUCCGGAGCCGCGGCCCCUCGGCCCGUGCUGCCCCCCGUUGGCUCUCGCCUGGCCGCUCCGGCUACCCGUCGUGGCCCCCGCGUCCGCCCUCCCCCGCCGCGCCGCCUCUGGAGCCGGCCCCCCCUCCCGGGCCCCCCCCCGGCCGUCCCGGCGUUUUCCGGGCCCUGCCUUCCCUUGCCCCACGCCCGGGCCAUCGCGCGUGCGGCUUGCGCCGUCGCACCUGGCCCCGGCCCCCCCCACGCCCCCGGGCCCCGCCUGACCGCCCCCGGACGCCGCCGCUCCCCUUCCUGCUUGCCGCAUUCCUCUUUCUGCAGUCGUGUCUGCCGUGCCCCUUGGUGGGGUCAACCACGCCUGGUGGGGGCUCCUGGAGCUCCCGCCCCCUAUGUUUCUGAAAGGCCGCUGUUUUUACCUAGUGCAGAAAUGACAAGGCGAGCCUUUAUGCCUGGGCCCUCCUCCCCUCCAAAUUCCUGGCCACGGGAAAAUCAUUCCAGAUGA
Messenger RNA from Prunus armeniaca (apricot), 1128 nucleotides. NCBI's taxonomy places the organism in Eukaryota, Viridiplantae, Streptophyta, Magnoliopsida, Rosales, Rosaceae. The record is from the annotation of a GenBank genome assembly.